Messenger RNA from Cannabis sativa, 2306 nucleotides. RefSeq lists its product as uncharacterized. The coding region runs from base 1140 to 2306 and encodes 388 amino acids. The record is from RefSeq and is a predicted model, not a curated record. Lineage: Eukaryota; Viridiplantae; Streptophyta; Magnoliopsida; Rosales; Cannabaceae. Gene Ontology annotation, molecular function: nucleic acid binding; zinc ion binding. The transcript has 3 exons.
AAAAUAGCUACAUUUUUUAUGAAGAAAGUGUUGUCUAGAUCGGGGUGUAACUAUUUUUAAAACUUUUAUUUUUAGGCUGUAUUCAGAAAUCGGCAUGAUCCAGGAUUUUAAAGAAACUGUUUUGAGAAAACAUGCAUAACUCCUAGGUUAUAGCUCCGAUUUUGGUGAUCUUUAUACCGUUAGAAAGGUCUUUCAAUUAACUAAAAACUUUGUGAACAGUAGAACUACUAAUUCAAACGUUUUAUAAGUCAAAUUCUAGGCUAAACUUGCUGUACAGUAAGAAUAAUAAAUAUAUUGAGUUUAUCGGUGGACUAAGGGUUUCACUAAUUGUUAUAGGGCCUAGAAGGUAUCGUAGGAGUUAAUUACAGCGGAGUUGAGAUAAGUAAGCCUGUAAGCUUUCGGUGACAAGUUGAGUCUGGGCAGCAUGGGGUGUAUCUCGUGUGAUCAUGUAACUGCGUGUGGUCUUGGCCAUCUUCCGCUGAAAGUUUUUUUUUAAUUUAUUAAACUUAUCGAGGAUGUUGUCGUUUAAAUUUUCUAUUACUUUUCCCUAAGUGGUAAUACUUUAUUUUCAACUGGGUACCCAUGUUUUGAAAAGUGUUUUUUUUUUAAAAAAUAAAGGCAACAUUAGUAUCUUAACGCCAGUUUAUUUAUGGCAUCUUAUUUUACGUAAGUAAGGGCGUUACAAAUGGUACCAGAGCCACAGUUACAUUGAUCUUGAAUUCACGCGACAUACACACCAUCGCUGCAAAGGAUCAACUUGUCAUCAAGUAUGUAUGCUUUAUAUAUGUUAUGUCUUAUAUGUUAAAUUUGGUUUAGUCUUUAUCUUUUGAUUUUCCUUUAGUUAGCUAGAAGUUUAGGGUAUGGUUAAUCGAAACAAUUAACUGAUUCUUCGGAGUUAGAAUUAUAGUAUAACUCAAACAAUUUUCGUAUUAGUGUAAUUUUUUUUAUGAGUAAAGAUUAUUUAUUUAUUUAUUUAUUUAUUUUACAUGGUGAAUUGUUGCUUGAUGAUUUACGUUUUUUUUAAGUUUAUAUAAUUUAGUGUAUAGAUAUUUCCUUUUUGAGCGGGAUACAUCUUUGGUUAUUUUUUUUUUCUUACCGCUACCAUCUCCUUUCUUUUGAAGAACAAGUUAAGGGAUUUGAUGGAAAACGGUGAACCCAGAAGAUCAAUCCGGUUGAAUGAAAGAGCGGCUGUAAGAGACCGAGCUAGAGGUCGAGGGCGAGGAAGUGCUUGCGGUCGAGGCAGGGGAAACCAGCAUGUCCCUGCCGAGGCGGUGAUCCAGGAGAAUCAAAAUGCCCCUGUAAAUGGACAACAACCAGGUCAAGGUGGGGGCAACCACGAAGUCCCUGCUGGGGUAGUUGGUCAAGGACACCAAAACGCCCCUGUAGGGGUGCCACCACAACAAGAAGAUUUGGCGCAAGAAGUUGCUCGUCUCAAGGAAGAAAUUAGGAAGCGAGAUGAAGAGGCUCACAACCGUCAGGAGCAAUCCAAUCAAGGACAACAUCAAUUUUUGCCGGUGCAAUACAUGCCUGUGCCGGAGGGUCGAUGGGAACCAAUAUAUGAAAGGUUCCGCAAGCAACACCCACCAAAUUUUGAAGGGGGCUCAGAUCCAAUGGAAGCUGAGGAAUGGUUAAGAACAGUGGAAGGUAUUGUUGAGUACAUGCGGCUCGGUAACGGAGAUAGUGUAGCUUGUGCUGCUAGUUUAUUGAAAAAGGAUGCCCGCAUCUGGUGGGAUGUUAUUAAACAAACACGGGAUGUGGCCGCAAUGACCUGGGCUGACUUUGUACAAGUUUUUAACAAAAAAUACUACAGUGAAGCAAUACGCUCAGCUAGAGUUAAUGAGUUCACGAACCUGAGGCAGGGUAAGUCUACGAUUCUGAGUAUGCUCGCCAAUUUGACGAUUAGCAAAAAAGACAAUACAGCAAGGUGGGAGGCCAGAAAGGCCAGUAAUGGAGGUGGUGAUAACAAAAGAAAACUGCCAAGUAACCAACACAACGAAGCCGACAAGAGAAACAAGAUAGGGUCCAAUAACUACAAAGGGAAGAAGCCAUAUGUGGAGUACCCCCUAUGCCCAACAUGUGGUCGUAAGCAUCCAGGAGAAUGUCGACUGAAAGGCAAGACUUGUUACAAGUGUGGGCAACCGAGCCACUAUAAGAAGGACUGUCCACAAAAAGGUGAUCAACUCAAGGAUGACAAACUUGUCCCAGCUCGAGUAUUUGCACUAACCAGAGGGGAGGCUGAGACUAGUAACACCGUGGUUGCGAGUCGAUUUCUAUCUCUCGGAAAAACUAUGUCUUGUUUUAUUUGA